GCUGCCGCCGCCGCAUUCGCCGUCGCCCCCGCCUUCCCGGCAGCAUCGGGCCGGGCACCGCCUCCCCCCUGCCUCCCUCUCCGCUGCGGUCAUGUAGGAAAUCGUAAAUCAUGUGAAGAUGGGACUCUUGGUAUUUGUACGCAAUCUGCUGCUAGCCCUCUGCCUUUUUCUGGUACUGGGAUUUUUGUAUUAUUCUGCGUGGAAGCUACAUUUAUUCCAGUGGGAGGACUCCAAUUCAGUGGUUCUUUCCUUUGACUCCGCUGGACAAACACUAGGCUCAGAAUAUGAUCGGUUGGGCUUCCUCCUGAAGUUGGACUCUAAACUGCCUGCUGAGUUAGCCACCAAGUACGCAAACUUUUCAGAGGGAACUUGCAAGCCUGGCUAUGCUUCAGCCUUGAUGACUGCCAUCUUCCCCCGGUUCUCCAAGCCAGCACCCAUGUUCCUGGAUGACUCCUUCCGCAAGUGGGCUAGGAUCCGGGAAUUUGUGCCGCCUUUUGGGAUCAAAGGUCAAGAUAAUCUGAUCAAAGCCAUCUUGUCCGUCACCAAAGAGUACCGCCUGACCCCUGCCUUGGACAGCCUCAGCUGCCGCCGCUGCAUCAUCGUGGGCAAUGGAGGUGUCCUUGCCAACAAGUCUCUGGGGUCACGAAUCGAUGACUAUGACAUUGUGGUCAGACUGAACUCAGCACCAGUGAAAGGCUUUGAGAAGGACGUGGGCAGCAAAACUACACUGCGCAUCACCUACCCUGAGGGUGCCAUGCAGCGGCCUGAGCAAUAUGAACGUGAUUCUCUCUUUGUCCUCGCUGGCUUCAAGUGGCAGGACUUCAAGUGGUUGAAGUACAUCGUCUACAAGGAGAGAGUGAGCGCGUCAGAUGGCUUCUGGAAAUCUGUGGCCACUCGGGUGCCCAAGGAACCCCCUGAGAUUCGCAUCCUCAACCCAUAUUUCAUCCAGGAAGCCGCCUUCACCCUCAUCGGACUGCCUUUCAACAACGGCCUCAUGGGCCGCGGGAACAUCCCGACCCUCGGCAGUGUGGCAGUGACCAUGGCACUACACGGCUGUGAUGAGGUGGCAGUUGCAGGCUUCGGCUACGACAUGAGCACACCCAAUGCACCCCUGCACUACUAUGAGACCGUGCGCAUGGCAGCCAUCAAAGAGUCCUGGACGCACAACAUUCAGCGAGAGAAAGAGUUUCUGCGGAAGCUGGUGAAAGCGCAUGUCAUAACUGACCUAACCAGUGGCAUCUGAGGUGGACCCAGCACGUGGCCACAGAAGUCCAGCCACCGCCACCUGCCCACUUCAUUGGCCUCGGUCUGGCUCUGCCUGAGAGGUGCGGGAGCCUUCAGACCCAGAGAAGGACAGUGCCAAGUGGCCCCAGGGGUGGUGAGGCCUUGGUGGGGCAGCCAGAGCUGUGUCUGCUCAGAGGCCAGCCUCAGAGACCAGCACUAGGCCUCACUCUCAGCCUGGGUCCUCGAAGCCAGAGGGCCAGGAGGCCACUGGCCGUGCCCAGCGGGCCAGCAUGCAGGAGGCGGACACUAGCAGCAAGGCUGCUGCCAGAAUCGUUUCUCCAGUCCGUGUUCGGUGUAUUGUCACUUUGUGAAUUUGGGGUGGGGGGAGGGUAGGGAUAAUUUAUUUUUCAAUAAGGUUGGAGAUGUCAAGUUUGGUCUACUGGCCGUGCAGAAGGAGACCCACUAAAGGGCCCCUCAGGCAGUGGUACCAAUGGGCUCCCUGUAGAGUGGGAGUGCCAGGACUAGCCUGUGCCCUGCUCCGGGGCUACAGGGAGGUGGGCAGGAUCUCAGGCCAGCCCCCUCCAGCUCAUGACACUGUUUGGCCUUUCUUGGGGAGCAGAUGGGAUAGUCCCGCUCAGCAGCCCCCAGCUGUCCCACAGGGAAACCCUGGAGCCAUCCUUUAAGCCAACAAGAUGCCCCUGGGCUUGAGUGGAGAGAACUUCAGAGCUCGGGCGGUGAGGCCUGGCCCAACCUGAUGGGAAUGCCCCUCCCUCCCCAACUGCAGCCGACCCAUAGGACACUGCCCCAGGCCUGGAGUGACCAACUUGGCAGCUGUUCUGGGUUUCAGCAGUGAGACUGCCAGGUCCUUGGGUUCUGCCUUUAGCCUGGACCAGAGGGAAGUGAGGCUCAAGGACCUCACCCAGGCUGUGGCAGCCAUCCUGAGCAGCCAUCAUGGAAGCAAUAAAGCUCUUCCCUGAA
Balaenoptera ricei (Rice's whale) is the source of this 2202-nucleotide messenger RNA. It is a transcript of the gene ST3GAL3, whose product is annotated as ST3 beta-galactoside alpha-2,3-sialyltransferase 3. Bases 119 to 1243 code for a protein of 374 amino acids. The transcript has 12 exons. Lineage: Eukaryota; Metazoa; Chordata; Mammalia; Artiodactyla; Balaenopteridae. Gene Ontology annotation, molecular function: sialyltransferase activity. The record is from RefSeq and is a predicted model, not a curated record.